AUGGUUAGAGAAACCAAAUUUUACGAUCUACUCGAUGUACCUCCUACAGCCUCAGAGGGCGAUCUCAAAAAGGCGUACCGCAAAAAGGCCUUGCGGUAUCACCCUGACAAAGGCGGAGAUCCAGAUAAAUUCAAGGAAGUUACGCAUGCCUAUGAAAUACUUUCUGAUCCCGAAAAACGAGCUGUAUAUGAUGCUAGAGGAGAAGCAGGAUUAUCGGAGGCAGGGGGAGGCAUGGAUCCCCAGGAUCUUUUCAGCCAGCUCUUCGGUGGUGGAGGUGGCUUCGGUGGUGGAGGAGGAUUUUUUGGUGGAGGCGGCCCAUCUCGAAACGGUCCUCGCAAAACGAAAGAUCUCGUCCAUCGCGUCCACGUCACUCUAGAAGACCUCUACAAGGGCAAAACCACCAAACUUGCACUGACACGGAACGUUCUAUGCUCAAAGUGCAAAGGAAAGGGCGGUAAGGAUGGUGCUGUCAGGAGUUGUUACUCGUGCAGUGGGCGCGGUGUCAAGAUUACCAUGCGACAGAUGGGUCCGAUGAUUCAGCAAAUACAGACACCCUGUGAUGAAUGUUCGGGUACCGGAGAGAUAAUCAAUGCGAAAGACCGAUGUGGGCAGUGCAAGGGCAAGAAGGUGAUGCCGGAGAAAAAGUUCCUCGAGGUGCACAUCGACAAAGGCAUGAAGGGCGGCCAGACGAUCCAGUUUAGAGGCGAGAGUGAUCAGUCACCUACGGCCGAGGCUGGGGAUGUUGUUAUCGUUAUCGAAGAGAAGCCUCACGAGCGCUUUAAGCGCCAGGAUAACGAUCUCGUUACCGAAGUCGAAGUAGACCUCUUAACUGCUCUUGCUGGCGGUCAGUUUGCCAUUCGGCAUCUGGAUGAGCGCGCUUUGGUGGUAAAGAUAGAACCUGGUGAGGUUGUCAAUCAUGGCGACCUCAGAGUUAUCCAUGGACAGGGCAUGCCUUCACAACGGCACCAUGAGCCUGGUGACUUGUAUGUCAAGCUCAACGUGAAGUUCCCGGAGUCUAUCGAUCCAGCUGUUAUUCCUCUGUUGGAGAAAGCAUUACCACCACGCAAACCUAUCGAAACCUUUGACAAGCACGUUAUACUCGACGAGGUUCAUUUAGAAGAACCCGACUCGCAUGGUGGAAUGCAUGAUGAGCCGAUGGACGAAGACGGAGACGAGCCUCGCGUGCAGUGCGCCCAGCAGUAA
Messenger RNA from Guyanagaster necrorhizus, 1203 nucleotides. RefSeq lists its product as uncharacterized. The transcript has 6 exons. The coding region runs from base 1 to 1203 and encodes 400 amino acids. Gene Ontology annotation, molecular function: ATP binding; Hsp70 protein binding. The record is from RefSeq and is a predicted model, not a curated record. Gene Ontology annotation, biological process: response to heat; protein folding. NCBI's taxonomy places the organism in Eukaryota, Fungi, Basidiomycota, Agaricomycetes, Agaricales, Physalacriaceae.